UCUCGUGCGAGAAGGACGUUCCAGUCGCUUCCUCUGUCCGCCCCCUUACUUGGUCAGCGUCGCGUCCGACUUCUUUCCCAUUCUAUAUACCUGGUUUUCGGUUCACGAGAGUUCUAUAGAAUCGGAGUCGGGUUCUUUCUCUCAUUUUUCUCGGUCUUUUCAUUUACCUUUGCCGGGAUUCUAUUAUUCCUGAACCAACAAGGAUUUCUUACUAGGAAUCUGGCACUUCACCGGGUUCAUUAACAGGACUCCUGGGCCUCGCGUGGCUCAUUACUAGGACUAUCGAACCUCGCCUAGCAUCUUACCAGGACUCCUGUAUCCUGCCGCCAGGCUCCCUAAUAGCACUCCUGUAAAUUAUUUGGCGCUUAACCAGGAGUUCUGUACCAGCAGCCGGGUCCCUUGCUAGGACCCCUGUACCUCCCUAGGCCCCUCGCCAGGACAGCCAUCAGCUCGAGCAAGAUUGAAUUGGGGAUCCUCUUUCUUCAGCGUCAUCGUCGUCGACUAUCAAAAUAAUGGUGUGUGUCCGAGGACUCCAACUGGUGGUGGUGUCCGCUCUCAUGUCCGGCGGCCUGUGGGCCGCUAGUGUCCCUUCCAUUCACCAUCCGACCUCACCCAAAACGGACACCUCCAACCGGGAUCCACCGCUUCAGGAAGGCACAGUUGAAGACCGCCUCCUCCAGUUAAACACCGCCAAGAUCGUUCUCCCUCAGCGGGACACGGCUAAGCUAUUGAGAGACCCACAGAUGGAGUGGACACAGGAGGAGGAGGACGGGCAGCUGUACCGUCUGGAUCGGCACUUCAGCACCUUCGACACGUGUGCUGACUCUCUGUGCGACCAGGUGGUGCGCCAGGCCCACGGGCUCGCCAGGAUCAAGAUGGUCAGGAAGUACAUCAUGGAAACGAUGACGAUGAUGGACAGCCUGGUGACGGCACUGGACGCCGAGCUGGUGGUGGCGGGGGAGACGAUGACCAGGGCGCUGGGCAACAGGUGCCGCGCCGCCCAUGCUGUCCUAUCUGACGUCACCAAGGGCCCGGCCGACUCUGACCGCCUCAACAAGAAAAACAGUCCUUUCAUCUACGGCGGUAUCCCCUACCGCACCUAAUGACGCUGCACUCUGCACACCAAGUCUUCCUUCGGCGGCUGUUGGGCGUCAGGAGGAUCUGUGGACGACAUGUUCUCCAGAGGCAGGAGUGGUGGAGGACCUCAGUGGCUAAGUCUUCCCGGAGCAGCUGUAGAGGAGGACCUCUAUAAACGUCAAAUCUUCCAGUGGCCGCUGUUUCGCAGCUCGAGGACCUCUGGAAAUACCUGUGUUUGAGGUUUUAUGAGGAUCUCGUUAUCUUUUUUAGAAUCAGGAUUUCUCAAGUAGCUCCGUAUAUUUCGUGAUCCUGUAUCAGCUGUAAGAUUUUUACAACGUCCUGCUACUUCUACGACGAGUCGGAAUGUGUUAACUGUUUACAUUCUCCUCACAUCUGUAAAGAAUUAUCUUUUCAUCUCGUCUGCUUCUGUUGUCAGUUUUAAAAUUGAGCCAGUUUCAUUAUAAAUUUGACCGCCAUUAUGUUGGAAGAACUGCAUGAUUAUAUACUUUUGUUUACGUCUUUUAUCUUCAGUCCAUUAACAAAUUAUCAGUUUAGACAUAAUUUAAACAAUAUUUUGUUCGGACCUUAUAAUAUUAGAUAUUCUUAGUUGAUUUGGCUAUUUUAUAAUAUCUUAAAAGAUCUUACGGACGCUCCAACUCUCUGGACAACUGUUAGUGCCUAAAAGUUCGCUUAUGUUCUUCCACUUGGACUGAUCGGUACAGCGACAGCCUCGCUUAUUGCAUGGUUGGUUUCAGCCCCUGAAGGUCCAAGUGGUUGCGAACUGUUUCUACUCUCCGUCCUCAUAUCCCUUCCAGGUGUAUAUGAAGUGUAUGUUAUAGUCACACUGGCUUGGUGCUUUAUUCUGACAAUUACCUUUAACUUAGAUACGCCUUGAUUCUUUAUUAUCUUCAGGAACACUAUUCAUCCUGAAGGAAUUUAAAAUUACAACUGUCUUACCUACAGAACUGGUUUGCAAUUUGGCGAAAUUUACGACCGUUAUUGUUCAAGAAGCAAUUAAUUGUGCCUUCAUGCACUCAAACCUGAAUGACGAGUAAUGAACAGUAACUGUGCUUCUGCCCACUCAUAAACGUUCUCAUAGAUUGGUCACGGGAUUCAGUUGAUGUGGUCACGUCUCGUAAAAGUUUGACAAUAGACAGUUCUGUUUAAAGUUACCCCUCUUUAUUUGUCGUAUUUUAUUCACCUCCUGCUCGUUCCGUUUUCGUUCCUCCUGGUUUAUAGAUUCUUCUCCUCUUAAACUGACACAUUUGAACAGUCGCCGUCCCACACAGUUGGUUGUUAUAAUUUAUUGUAAUUUAUUGUGUGCCAUUUUCUAACACGAAGGUCUGUGUGUGUGUGUGUGUGUAUACGCGCGCGUGCUCGCGUUUGUGAUGCAUUGUUGUGUUGUUGGACGUAUUAAAGCACCUUGGUGUGUUAAGGUGCCAUAUUUAAGAAAAACUAAUAAGGUUAUUCGAUAUUAAAUGCUUUAACUUAAGAUUGUAACGCUUUAUUGAGUACCUGAUUUAUGGGUCGAUGCAAGUUCUCUCGUUAACUGUUGCUAACAGUCAGACGUUGGAAUCCUGGAGUCAAGUCAGGCUGACUAAGUCUGAAUGCUUCGGUAGUGUCAAGUUGAUGUAAUAGUUUACUAUGGAUGUUGUGGCAUUUGUUAUUGUGAUGAGUGACGUUCUAAUUUAUAAACAAGGUGUUGGUCCUUGUUUAUUUGGCUUUGAUUACUUCAUUUUAAGAUAAUUUGCUUUAAAGUAAUUAUUUUUUUGUUUACAGGAGCAAUGAGUCAGGUUAUACUUGUAUGUAUUGCUGUUGUCUGUGGUGGCGACACCAUAGUGGUGUUAUCAAUGUGUGACGGUGACACCAUAGUGGUGUUAUCAAUGUGUGACGGUGACACCAUAGUGGUGUUAUCAAUGUGUGACGGUGACACCAUAGUAGUGUUAUCAAUGUGUGACGGUGACACCAUAGUGGUGUUAUCAAUGUGUGACGGUGACACCAUAGUAGUGUUAUCAAUGUGUGACGGUGACACCAUAGUGGUGUUAUCAAUGUGUGGUUGACACCAUAAUGAUGCUGUCAGUGUGUGAUGUUGACUCCAGACACUCAAGAACUCAAUACAGGGAUGUAUACACCAAGAGAAAUACCCCGCUUCUCGGUUCAUAUACACUAAGAGUUUACUUUCAUCCUGGACUAUGUUUAGGACUAAAGUAUACUUGCUAGUUAGUCAGUAAACUGUUAUGGUGGCCUUAAUAACCCUCCUGAGGUUGAUAGGCAAUAAGGCCAAGUUCAAACCAAGAAUCAGUGAAAGUAUUCUUAUUUAAUUUAUUGUUGGGCAUUAGCCUAACAACUUCUGAAGGGUUAUUAAAGGUCCAGACACUAUCAUACUGACCAGUCUGGAAGUAUAGUUUAGUCCUGAGCAUAAUUCAGGACUAAAUUUAACUCAGUGUAUAUACAGCGUGAAGCAGGGGAUAUAUAUACUUCCUGGUGUAUAUACCCUAUGUCUUCUAGACAUGUUUUGGUGUUGGGCCUGUGAUCCACCAAAUUCUGGGGGGUUAGGCUGAAGCAAUACAAGUGCUUAUUGACUAACCAGCACGUAUAUUUUGUCCCAUACUUAGUCCUGAAUAUUGUCCAGGUCUAAAAGAAAAUUUCACUGUAUUUUAAUAGAGAGGCUGAGUAUGUUUACCGGCGAAUAUUGAUCUAUUGCUUUUGACAUUUGGUGUUGGGCUUGAGAACUAUUUAAGGUAUAUACCUUAAUGACACUUAAGGACUAUGUGUCAUUAUGUCCAGGACUAAAGAGUACAUGCAAGUGCUGUGGUCUUAAUCCUAAAGAGGCUGAGCAGCCUCUCUAGGGUUAUUAAGAUCACAGCACUUGCUUGUAUACUUUAGUCCUGGACAUAAUGAUACAAAAAUUAACUCCGUAUAUUUACAUAGAGAAGAUGAACUAUUUAUGGCAUGUAUAUUUCCCUUGUGUUUAUGAAAAUGUAAUGCAUUACAUACUUACCUCUGUAUACUGAUGCUGUAGCUAACAUCUGUAUUUUGUAUUUAUUAUGCAAAUAAAUGAAAUGGUUAAUAAA
Molecule: messenger RNA, 4151 nt
Organism: Procambarus clarkii (red swamp crayfish)
Lineage: Eukaryota; Metazoa; Arthropoda; Malacostraca; Decapoda; Cambaridae
Source: RefSeq, a predicted model, not a curated record